AAGAUUUCACCGAGAUGAAUACGAUUAAUUCGUUCGUUGUUCGACGACCGUGAAAGACGAGAAGAAUUUUCAGUGCGUCAUGAAGUUUUCGAUUGUUUCCGCAUUGGUGAUUGGCGUUUCGCUGGCCCAACCGCAGAGGCGGCCUCAUUCGUUCUUCGACGACCAAAAGGACAUCCAGAAGCAGCAGGACUACCAGAGCGACCGCCAGUACCAGAAGAACUCGAUCCAAGACAACCCCACCCAAAACCAGUACCAAGACCAGCGCCCGCACCAGAGACACGAGACCACCACCUACAUUCCCAUCAUCAGAUUCGACAAGGAGCAAUCCGAAGACGGGAGCUACAAAGCAGCUUACGAGACGGGCAACAACAUCAUCGCCGAAGAGGAGGGGUACUUGAAGAACCUGGGGCCGGAUCCGAACGCCGAAGGCGAGACCUUGAAGUCCCAAGUGCAAACUGGAUCGUUCACGUACACGUCUCCGGAGGGGAUUUUGAUAAGCGUGAAAUACGUGGCAGACGAGAGCGGUUUCCACGCCACUGGUGACCAUUUGCCGACGCCUCCGCCGGUCAGUCCCGAGGUCCAGAAGGGCCUGGAGCUCAUCUAUGCCGGAAUCAGAGCUCAAGAGGAAGAAGACGCUCGACGUCAGAAAGAAAAUCCCCAAGAGGCAAGAAGGAAACCUGAAUACGAUGACGGGCAAUACCGCCAAUAUUAAUUCCAACGUUGGAUAUAAUUUGUAAAAAACUUUCUGUGAUUUCCGGGUCAUUAUAUUUUUGCGCAGACUGAUUUUCAAAAAUUUCAAGCGAUCGAAGAAAAAAAAGCAUUUUAAGUAAUAGAUGUUUUUUGUCUAAAGUUUCACUUAUUUAUUGUAAAAACGGUUACUAAAUAAACAAGAUUUUAUGUAUUUUCAUCAUACAUGUUUGUGUGUAAAUAUAACGAGUGCAUAAUAUAUAUUUUGGAUCAGUAAAAUUAGUCAGUAAAUUGUGUAAACUCCUUUAUUUUCUCACGUACAAAUUUAUUCAAAUCAGUUAUUUUUAUAUAUUUUUUAUUGAAUUUUUGAAGUUUAAAGAAUU
Molecule: messenger RNA, 1070 nt
Organism: Phyllotreta striolata
Lineage: Eukaryota; Metazoa; Arthropoda; Insecta; Coleoptera; Chrysomelidae
Source: the annotation of a GenBank genome assembly